Messenger RNA from Eleginops maclovinus (Patagonian blennie), 8459 nucleotides. RefSeq names its product sema domain, transmembrane domain (TM), and cytoplasmic domain, (semaphorin) 6Bb (gene sema6bb). Gene Ontology annotation, biological process: semaphorin-plexin signaling pathway; negative chemotaxis; negative regulation of axon extension involved in axon guidance. Gene Ontology annotation, cellular component: plasma membrane. The record is from RefSeq and is a predicted model, not a curated record. Gene Ontology annotation, molecular function: semaphorin receptor binding; chemorepellent activity. NCBI's taxonomy places the organism in Eukaryota, Metazoa, Chordata, Actinopteri, Perciformes, Eleginopidae.
CGGGGCGCCUUAACGAACAGAGGCUCAGUAUUUUUCUUUCAGAGAGACCCGGGGUGGAAAAGACGCAGCAAUGACAGAGCAGCAGUCGUGCGCAGCGGCAACAUAGACCAACUAUUGUGGGGACGGGAGAUUGAUAACACAACUGGGCGAGCAACGAGCGCGGCAGAUGUAAUUUCCAAACGUUUCAGCUGGUUGGUUGCCAGUGGUGUGUUGGAUGGGUUAUUACCGCGUUCUCCUUUUCAUUAUCCACUGCUUCCAGCGUUUCCAGAUUACUUGGGGAUCUCGGACGGCUGCCUGUGAGGGAGUAUCGCUGCAGAGACUAACGGGGAAUGCCAUGUGUCGUUGCGCGACAUAGAAGCUCUUUGUGGGCUGUUUUUGCACCGGGGACAGGUGGUGCCGUGUGUGCGUGUAUGUGUUGAAACAAACAGGGGGCACGGACACACAACCCCUGAGACAGUUGUCUUGGGGAUGUCAGGCCGGCGAACGGGAUCAGCUUUUGCCAGAGACAGGUGCGACAGGGAGGAGUAGUUUACAAAGCCCUGCACAGGAUCUGGUAACGCACUAACAAGCCUACUCUCCCCUCUGAUCACUCGGAUUUUUUUGUACCCACGGGACUCACAACGAAUCAUACUGCCUUUUUCUCGGUGGCACCUUUCCCCCUGAAACCUGAGACUUUGCCGUUCUGUUGCCAUGGCGACCGUGGCCCCUCCCUUCUUCCUGCUGUGUUGGCUGCUCCAAGCGGCCAGCUCGGCGUUCCCAGAGGAACCGGGGCCCCUCAACUACAUCCCCACAGAAGUCGUGAGAAGACAUGCAGUGUUUCUGGGUCGACCCCAUCGGACAUGGCUCAGACAAGAGCCUCUACACAUCCAGAGGAUCAUGCAGGUCAAUCGGACACUCUACAUUGGAGCCAGGGAUGACCUUUUCCGUGUGGAGUUGGACAUCGUUGCAGGAGACGAGAUGUUCUACAGCAAGAAAAGGACGUGGGAGUCGAACAAGAAUGACAUCAGGAUCUGCAGGAUGAAGGGCAAGCACGAGGAUGAAUGCCGUAACUUCAUGAAAGUGUUGCUCAGCAGACCGGGAGGCCUGUUUGUGUGCGGGACCAACGCCUUCAACCCCCUCUGUGCCAACUAUACCGGAGACACUCUGGAGAUGGUAGGAGACACAGUCAGUGGUAUGGCGAGAUGCCCGUAUGACCCAAAGCACGCUAAUGUUGCUCGGUUCGCAGAGGGAAAUCUGUUUACAGCCACAGUGACAGACUUCCUGGCCAUCGAUGCGGUGAUCUACCGGAGCCUUGGGGACAAUCCCGCACUUCGCACCGUCAAGCACGACUCCAAGUGGUUCAGAGAGCCGUAUUUUGUGAGCGCCGUGGAGUGGGGACCUCACAUCUACUUCUUCUUCAGAGAAAUAGCCAUGGAGUUCAACUACCUGGAGAAGGUGAUGGUGUCACGCGUGGCGCGGGUGUGCAAACGUGAUCUGGGAGGGUCUCAGCGCGUCCUCGAGAAGCAGUGGACUUCGUUCCUGAAGGCCCGUCUGAACUGCUCCGUCCCCGGGGAUUCCCACUUCUACUUUAACCUGCUCCACUCCACCAGCCCCAUCAUCAGGAUGCACGGCAGAGACAUCAUCCUGGGGGUGUUCUCCACACCGUCAAACAGUAUCCCAGGUUCGGCGGUGUGUGCCUUCGACAUGGAGCAGCUAGCUGCCGUGUUUGAAGGGAGGUUCAAGGAGCAGAAAUCACCUGAGUCUAUUUGGACACCUGUUCCAGAUGAAGUCAUCCCGAAGCCAAGACCCGGCGGCUGCGCUGUUCAAGGAUCCAGGUUUAAUUCCUCCAACGCGUUUCCUGAUGAGAUGCUCAACUUCGUCAAGACCCAUCCGCUGAUGGAUGAAGCCGUCCCAUCGCUAGGACAGAGACCCUGGAUAGUCAGGACCAUGGUCAGGUAUCAGCUGAAUAAGAUCGUGGUGGAUACAGAAGCCGGGCCGCAUAGGAACCGGACCGUCCUGUUCCUGGGGUCCAGCAGAGGGACCAUCCUCAAGUUCCUCAUCAUGCCCAACCAGGACAACACCGUCACCAACAGCAACAUCUUCCUGGAGGAGCUGGAGGGAUACAACCCUGAUAAGUGUGCUGAGGACUCUGUGCAGGCCAGGCAGCUGCUGUCUCUGACUCUGGACCGGGCGAGCCACACUCUGCUCCUCGCCUUCCCCUCCUGUGUGGUCAGAGUACCGGUGGCUCGAUGCCAGCUCUACUCCCGAUGCAUGAAGAACUGUAUCGCCUCGAGAGAUCCUUACUGUGGCUGGACCCGAGGAAGCACCUGCUCUUUCCUCAGACCCGGAACAAGACUACCGUUCGAGCAAGAUGUUGAACAGGGAAACGUGGCCCACUUGGGUGACUGCGACGGAAUGCUGCUGCAGGAGAGCUUUAUGGACGAACCUGACGGCCUGGUGUCUGUGAACCUGCUGGUGGUGUCUGCUGUUUCGGCCUUCGCCACAGGAGCCAUCCUAUCCGGCCUCACCGUCUGCUGGAUCAUGAGUCACCGCCACCGCCACUCUCGGGGCUCCGGAGCCAACGGUGCCCGACGCAAAGGUGACAAGGAGCAGAGUAUGCUGGCGCAGGGCCGCAGCGGGUCGGUGAUGAGUGUGACAAGAACCAGCGGCGGUGAGAGGCGACGCUCGCAGGCCGACAACCCCUUCGUCAUGCCCAACGGCUGGCCUAAAGGAGAGAUGGACCCCGGCCUGCUGCCCACACCGGAGCAGACGCCGCUGCAGCAGAAGAGGGCCAUGCGUCUCCCAGACACCGACUGGGACCAGAGCCAGACCUUCCUCACCGCCGUGGGGACUCCCUGCCCUAACAACUCUGUCAUCUACCUGAGCUCCAAGUUCCUGCACGGAGGCGGAGGUGGCGGAGGGAUGGUCCGGAUAGAGGACCAAGGGGAGGUCAUGCUGCCCCCGCACACAGAGCGUCAACGCUACCUGAUCUUAGCCACCCAGAGAGGGGAGCACGGCGGCAGUCGUCCCAGCGGGAACGCCCUGAGGAACUCAGCGGGAGAGUACAUCUACCCCGCCACGCCGCAGGACUCUCCCGACCGACGGAGGGUGGUGUCCGCUCCCACUCCCCACAUGGACUAUGGGGAGCCUCGCUGGAGUCACGAGGCGCUCAACUACAACAGCAACAACGGAGCGCCCUAUCACCCCCAGCGCCAGGGCCUCAUCAGGCCAGAUAUGCACGGGCCCCGAGGGCUGGGAGAACUGGCGGACUUCAGCCAUCUUCUAGUGAAGAACAUGGGAGAGCGCACGCCCAGCGGCCAGUGAGGCGAAGUAUGUGAGCGCUGGCACCGAGCUCUCUCUGAAAACCCAUUCCCUCCAACAGCAGACUGGAAUAAAUCAACCCCUCAGACUCAAUGUCCCAGUCCAACCUUACCCUGUCUGUCCUCUCUCACUGUCAUUCAAUGUUCUGACGUCAUUCAGCUGACUGAAGAGAGAGACAAAGAGAGAGUUGAAAAAGAGGAGCAAACUCUCCUCACGUCUCCGAUCCUCUGCUCUUAAACCGAGGCGCACCCCUCUGCUCUGUAAGUGGUACGACCCGCGGAGCUUGACUUUGACACCACAGGACAAACAGUAAAGGAAAGAGAGGGGUGCAAAGGAAAGGAGAGCUUCUCAAAGGAGUGUGUGGAGAUUUUGGAUUUAAAAAAAAAAGACAAUUUCCCUUUCAGCGCCAAAUGUGAAAGUCUCCCUCCACCAUUUCUGUUCAGCGUUUUGAUGCCAUGGAUCUUGUUUGAGUGUGAAAUUUUGUUUCUGCUUUCGUUUUUCUCUGCCAGUGACAUCCAGCAGACAACAAUGUGCUUUACUUUGGAUUUCAGAGGAGACUAAAACUGUUGUAGCCGUGCCAGAGGGAAGUGACUCUCAAUGAAUCACGCAGUGUGUGUAUGUGAUUGUCUGUGUGUGUGGAAAUGUGGAGUGGCCACGACAACCCCAACCAAUGUCCUGUCUUUACUGUGAAGUAUAUCUAUAUAAUGAAGUACGGAGGAGAUAGACAUUAUUUUACCUUUUUUAUGAGUCACAAAGAGACUAAUACAUGUUAUUAUGUGUCAAGACCAGUGGUUAGUGAAGGGUUGAGACUCCCAUUCUUAUUUCUGUGUACCUCAGAGGCAGCGCUGGACAGAGCCAUCAUAAAGUGAAAGAAAGCAAUAAUAAGGAAGAAACAAGAACGAAGAUAAAGCCAAUACAAUUGAUAUUUUGUAAUAUAACUCUGUAAAGCAAAAGUUAGGAGAUAUCAGGAAGCGCUGGGAAAAAGAACAAUACCUCCCCGUUCAUUCAUCCCUCCCUCGCUGCCUCUCAGUAUGCCAGGGUCUCUCUGACCGGCCCCGAGGCCCCCAUGGGCUCCGCAGGCCAUUUGAAGGAGGGAAUGUGAGCUGUGGCUGUCUGACUGUGAGGCCCGGCCACUUGGGAGCUCCAUUCAGCCUCUUCUGCCCGACACUGAGCCUCUUUGUGCCCCCGAAGCAGGAGGAGACUGCAGCAACAAAUAGCCGUUAAGAGUCAGAGACCCUAGCCUAGCAGAAUAUCAAUGAGAGGGACAGCAGCUCCAUCCGUCAUGUGAGAUGUACCAACCAGGAGCGGGCAUCUGUAGUGCUUCACCCACUCUGGCGGUUCACUAACAAGGGAGAAGUGGAGUUCAGCCGGAGACUUGGGGCACCGCUAGCUGUCACAAUGGUCAUCCCUUGUGGCUCCAUCUCUUUCAGUGUGUUUCGUGACAAAAGCGGGAUAAAGAAAACAGACGGGCAUGGGUAUACUUGGGUGUGGAGUUACUCUUUCACUCCGUUGUCUGAUCUUUUCAUGUUUCCUGUUUUGUCUGUUCUCAUCCGUUCUUGAUUCAAAUGUAGAUCCAGAGAUAGCUGUAGUUCAUCUGGGUCAUGGUGUUGUUGAGAGGUGGUGGUUUUUUUUGUCUUUGUGUCUGCCGGCUGGUGUGUGUGAGUCUCUUUUGAGUUUGUGUCCAUGAAUGCGUUGCUCAUAUUGAGUGCAGAAUACAGCUUUGAUCAGUUGUACUCUCAUUUCACCUUUCUUCUUCUUUUUAACAGUUUCUUUCUCUAUUGAGCCAUUUGUGUUGCGCAGACACCCUUUGCUUGACAUUUACAAAUCCACGCUAACAGUGUUGAAGCCCUGCUGCGUGGGAGUACUGUAUGCUAUUGGAUAUAUGUAAACCAUUAUACUUUAUAUAAAGAACUAUGGCUCAAAAGGAUAAGCCUGGAUGUGCUUGGAUAAAUACCCAGCGCACACACAAGAAAAUAUCACAGCAUACAAAAAAAUCUAGGGCAGAGCAUCGUUUGAUUUCCUUUUUAUGCCUUUCAGCUUUUGUGACUGGGUACAUGUUUUCCACAUAAUGCUAUUUAACAUUCAAAGAUUCCUAAUGGAGCUUUAUAGCGUCUUAUAGCUUAUUAUCUUUUUAGGUUGUUUUCAGCCUCAGCAAUAAUGUUCUACUAUACACUUCCUGCCUAGCAACAAAUAGCAGACAGACUUACCUGCGAGUGAACAUAGUGAAGUAUUUAUCAGCUGAAGAGCCUUAGAUUUCCCGUAAGAGUUGGUAGAGACCAAAAACAGUGCAAAAACAAAGAGAAUUUCCGAAUAUUUGCCUUUAAAAGGUGAUAAUAUGUCAGUGUUGUCUUCACAGCUUGUUUGUGCUUCCCCCAAGUGGCCAAAAAAAAGUUACGCAAGGUUUAAUGUAUCAGGUGAAAUACUAAGGCUAUGUAUUGGUGGAAAUAUUUCAAAAAUGCCAUUUCCGUAGCAGACAGCAUUGUUAUUUAUGCCUUACUUUACUACAUUUUCACUACAAGCAAGGACACAAGCAGUCUCACUCUCACUUUAUCCAAUAAGUAAAUUGUCUGCAUUCAUCCAAAAUUCCAAUUUAAAUCAAGGCCUGUUUCUUCGUAAAAAAAAAAGUAAACAAGAUAGUAAAUCAGACCAAGUAUUCGAUACCAGCUGACAGUUUUUUCGACACUCAUUGCCACAGUCUCAUUUCUGUUAGUACCUAAACAGCACAGAGGUUCAGCAUGCAGCCCUGAAGAUUGAGCAGCCAGAGCUAGAGGUGCUGCCUGAGACAAGCCAGUGAAAGAGAUUUAUGAAAGCAAGGACAGAGGAGGAGGUCAGGCGGGCGAACAUGAUGUUACUGCAUUACCGCCUCCACACAUUAGUACAGUGUAUUCUUUACGCAUUCCACCCUGAAACAGGUCAUUAGUAUUGAGGAUACGUCGCCCCGUCCACCAGCGCGACCCCUCAUCUCUGCCUCUCUUUAUCUCUCUCCGUCUCCAUCUCCGCUGUGACCUGAGUGCUGCGUGUCUGUGUUUGUGUGAGGUGUGUGUGAAUGAGGACUUUCAGUCUCAGCCGGCUUGCCCAGUCAUCCGUGUCCUCGCUCUGCAUCUCCUCCGGUGUUUCACUAAACAUGCUUGAUUAGGCAAAGUACAUUCCCGGCCCUCUAAUGGCCUGAUGAGCCCUUGAGAAGAUUAUUACAGACACAUCAGCCCUGGGAGGGAGGUGCACGUUCAACCAGCUCUUUACCCCCUUUUUACUAAACACCCACCACGCACACAUGCAUGCAUACACUCAAGUACUGUAGGUCCUUUAACCAAAUUUAAAAAGCAAUCGAAUUAAGAUCAGAAACAGAGCUCAGGCUUGAAAUAGGCUGACUCACUCUAGGAAAGAUCAUGAAGGUAUCUUGCUAAUUUGAUUACAUGUGUUCAACAUUACAGGGCAGCUAAAGAAUUCAGGUGUAGCCUAAAUAAAGUCAGUCUGUUUAUUGAAGCCGUCAUCCUCCCCAUUUCUACCAUAUUUCAUGUCAUUCACUUUCCUUCUUUUUCAACAGCUGCACUUUCUCUUCUUCUUUUGAGCCCCUUUUUUUUAAAUUGUGAACAGACUCACACUAUCUCUCUGCACACACAUAUCUCAUCCUAAUGUGAGCCCGGGCUGCGCUUUCAUCCUGUUUGUCACUAUUAAAGGUUAGCUUGUUAAUUUAAUGAGUCGGUGACGCAAACAGAAAUCGCAGUAAUUCACGAAAUCACGUUUUAUGUGUUACCUUUUUUGUUAAUACAUUUUCAAAGCCUCUCAUGCAGCAAAUUGCUUUCCUUUGCUUAGAAAGGAUUGUGUUUGUAGGGAGGACUUUUUGUUCAAUGCAGCACAUAUUGCCUGCAGUCCUUCACACAUACACACACUCAUGCAUUGUCCUUCUUUAUCUCUGCCCUGCACAUAUCAACACACACACACACACACACACACACACGCACACACACAUCAAAUUCCCACCCAGCCCUCAUGACCCAGUCUGUCUGUCCGUGUUGUUAUUUAUCAGGUUGUGUCUGUAUGCUUGUUAAAGAGACCAUGCCUCUGUGUGUUGGGGUUGUUAGUGCCGUGUGGCCCAGUGAUGCGAUGCCCCCCCCCAAGCCAAUAACUGCCACCUUGUCCUACAGUGCUCCACCGUGCUGUAAAUGCUCUACGCCCAAGAAAGUUUCCAAGAGAUGUAGUCCAACUCAUGUUAAAUCCAUCAUCGCUGUUGGGAGUAGUGACCCCCCGGGAAAAGCACAAAAACAAGGCGAAAACAAAAUCAACAUUUGCAUUUUUGUAAAGUUUUAGAUGUAUUUAGUCAGCACUGAUCAUUUCUGUCAUGUUUGUUUUUUCUAUAGUUUGUUUCUGUGGUAGAUAUUUGGUUUGAGAUUAUAUGGAAUAUUCUUGUGUAUGAUUUCACUUUCUCUGGAGUGCCGGAUUUGAUGACGACAAUGAAGAUGAACCUGAAGACUAUCAUGAUUAUUAUUAUUAUUAUUAUUAUUAUUAUUAUUAUUAUUAUUAUUAUUAAUAAUUAUAUUGACAGUGACAAUGAACUGUGAGCAGCACUGAGGUGUUGUGUGUCCGAUUGGACGCUGAAUCUGAAGGGAAAUGGAGAGGAAGAGGAGGAGUGAAUGAACUCAAACAGACUGAGCUUCAAAGAAAGAGAUUCUGCUUUUUUCUUGCGGAGUGGAUUCUCCUGCUACUGUGAACGAUGUUGGCCCAGAGGCUGCCCCCCCCCCAACCCAACCCAACCGCACCCUGGGGCCCUCAGGGCAGGCGGCCAUCAGAAGACAACACAUGUCCCUACUUUGUGUACAUAACCUUGAUGCUUACAUGUAAUUUAAGUGCAGUAGCUGCAUGACGACACAGCCUCUGUGUGUGUACAGAAGUAGCGACGUGUGAAUUUGUACAGUACAUGCAAGUGUGUGUGUGCUUGUGUCCGCAAAGAAAUCUGUCUGUCGUCACGCAAAAAGCAACAUGUGCAUGCACCCUCCGACAACUGCCCAGUACACACACACAUACACACUCCAUGCACACACACGCAAACACACUCCAGCAGUUGUUCACCAUCCACAUUGUCCCGAGCUCUGCCUGUCACUCCGCAUGGAGACUUUGCUCUAUGUCAACUUUCUUAUUCUAAUAAACCACUCCGACAUUGA